Molecule: messenger RNA, 411 nt
Organism: Exophiala bonariae
Lineage: Eukaryota; Fungi; Ascomycota; Eurotiomycetes; Chaetothyriales; Herpotrichiellaceae
Exons: 2
Coding region: 1-411 (136 amino acids)
Source: RefSeq, a predicted model, not a curated record
AUGUCGACUUAUUUCACUACUCUUCUUAAGCGAGCCGAAUGCAAGAACGAUGAUCCGAGGUUUGAUGCUUGCGAAACAUAUGUUAGCGACUUUACGAAAACAGGUAUUCCUUUAAUCAUUGGUUUAUCCCUUCUCCUUUGCGCUGGCACAGUCAUGUUCUUCAUCGUGCGGCGACAGCGUCAGCGACAGAGAGCAGCAGAGGCCGCAAAGGAUCGCAUGAUUGACGACAAUAUGGAGCUUACUUGGGUCCCGAUUCCGAAAUCAAAUGAUGGCAGUAUGCCUCGCGAUCAAGGGCGGGAUAAUUACCAGCAACCUUCGAUGCCACCACCAAGCUAUAAUCAGACUCAUCCUCCGAGAUCUGAUCAGAAGUAUCAUGGCCGAAGAGCUUCACGAGAUUCCGACUAUGCUUAA